AUGCCGCCCAACGCUCCUCCGCUCGGCCAGACCGAUGCCUCGCGCUGGAGGCUGCGCGUCUCGGACGGCGGCCGACACGUAUGGCACUACCUGCGCGACGAUGCCGAGUGCAAGGCAUGGCCGCAGUCCAUCGAAGACAAGUACUGGCUCGGCCUGCCCACCGAGCUGCCCCAACAACCUGCUGCCAAGACGCCGCUCGACGCCGCCACCAACGGACUCAACUUUUACCGCCACCUCCAGUCCAACGACGGCCACUGGGCGGGCGAGUACGGCGGACCGAUGUUCCUGCUGCCCGGCAUCAUCAUCGGCAUGUACGUCACCAAGACGCCCAUCCCCGAGGAGUGGAAGAUCGAGGUGGCGCGCUACCUCUGGAACCGUGCCGACAAGGCCGACGGCGGCUGGGGCAUCCACAUCGAAGGCUGCUCCACCGUAUUCGGCACGGCGCUCAACUACACGGUGCUGCGCAUCGUCGGCGUGCCUGCCGACCACCCGAUGAUGGUCAAGGCGCGCGGCACGCUCCACAAGCUCGGCGGCGCAGCAGGCAUCCCGUCGUGGGGCAAGCUCUGGCUCGCCAUCCUCAACUGCUACGAGUGGGAGGGCAUGAACCCCAUCCCGCCCGAGCUGUGGCUGCUCCCCGACUGGAUGCCCAUUCACCCCUGGCGAUGGUGGAUUCACACGCGCAUGGUCUACAUCCCCAUGGGCUAUCUGUGGGGCCGCCGAUUCAAGGCGCCACUCGAUCCGCUCAUCGAGUCGCUGCGCCAGGAGCUGUACGUGCAGCCGUACGAAUCCAUCAACUGGCCCGCGCAGCGCGGCAACAUCGCUCAAGUCGACGUAUUCUACCCACACACCAAGACGCUCAAGGCGCUCAUGGGUAUCGUCGGCGCGUACGACAACUGCCACAUCCCGCCGCUACGUCGCGCGGGCAUCAAGCGCGCCUACGAGCUGCUCGUGCUCGAGGACGAAAACACGAGCUACCAGUGCCUCGGUCCCGUCAACAAGAUGCUCAACUACAUUGCGCGCUGGGACGUCGAGGGCCACGACAGCCAUGCGAUGCGCAUGCACCGCGAAAAGCUCAAGGACUUUAUGUGGAUCGGCGCCGAAGGCAUGAUGAUGACCGGCACCAACGGCAGCCAGCUUUGGGACACGUCGUUCAUCGCCCAGGCCAUGGUGGAUUCGGGGCUUGCCGCUGCGGCCGAGAACCGCGAGCUCACCGAGAAGCUGCUGCACUGGCUCGACGAGUGCCAGAUCCGCGACAAUCCGCGCCACCACGCGUCCUGCUACCGCUUCGCCACCAAGGGCGCCUGGCCCUUCUCCACAAAGGAGCAGGGGUACGUCGUAUCCGACUGUACGGGCGAAGGCCUCAAGGCGGUCAUCAUGCUGCAGGAAAACGUGCCGUACCUGGGCAAGCCCGUGUCGCGCGAACGCAUGCACGACGCCGUCGACCUGCUGCUCACCAUGCAGAAUCCCGGCGGCGGCUUUGCGUCGUACGAGACGAUCAACGGUCCGGGACUGCUGGAGCUCAUCAAUCCGGCCGAGGUGUUUGGCGACAUUAUGAUCGAAUACGCCUACCCCGAAUGCACCACCUCGGUCGUCACGGCGCUGCUCAAGUUCACCAAGAUCGACGACUACCGCCAGCACGACAUCGCCAAGACCGUCCAGAGCGCCACGCAGUACAUCCUCAAGGCGCAGCGCGACGAUGGCAGCUGGUUCGGCUCGUGGGCCAUCUGCUUCACCUACGCCACCAUGUUUGCCGUCGAGAGCCUCAGUCUGGCGGGCAACACGUACGACAACAGCGACGCCGUGCGCCGCGCAUGCGACUUCCUCGCCUCCAAGCAGAUGGACGACGGCGGCUGGGGAGAGACGUACAAGUCGCAGGUGGUGCAGACGGCGUGGGUGGUCAUCACGCUGCUGCAUGCCAAGUACCCGCACACGGAUCGCAUCAAGAAGGCGGUGCGCGUCAUCAUGGAUCGCCAGCUGCCCGAUGGCUCGUGGGCGCAGGAGCAGAUCGAAGGCAUCUUCAACCGCAACUGUGCGAUCUCGUAUCCGAACUACAAGUUCAGUUUUACCAUUUGGGCGCUUGGCAAGGCGGCGCGCGAGCUCGACUGGAACUGA
Molecule: messenger RNA, 2112 nt
Organism: Moesziomyces aphidis
Lineage: Eukaryota; Fungi; Basidiomycota; Ustilaginomycetes; Ustilaginales; Ustilaginaceae
Source: the annotation of a GenBank genome assembly